AUGUAACAGGAUAACAAUUAAAGAGAAUUUAAAAUACUAAUAGGCUUUACAGGUUCAGUGGCUUCAAUAAAGGCAGAACAAUUGAUUAGUGAUAUUUAAAAGAAAUUCAAAGAAUUCAAUUAUUCGACCAAGAUCAGAAUUAUUACUACUCAUCACGCAUAAAAAUUCAUGAAUCCUUAAAUUCAUGACAUUGAGCAUUUCUCUGAUGAGGAUGAAUUUAAAACAUGGAAAUAAAGGAAUGAUCCAGUAUUACAUAUUGAAUUGCGAAAAUGGGCAGACUGUUUACUGAUAGCUCCUCUAUCAGCCAAUACUAUGGCUAAGAUAGCUAAUGGCUUAUGUGAUAAUUUAUUAACAAAUGUUGCCAGAGCAUGGGAUUACAAGAAACCUAUGAUUUUAGCUCCUGCAAUGAAUACUAUGAUGUAUGAGAAUCCAAUCACAGAAAAACAAAUCAAUAAACUAAAAAAGAUCGGUGCCUUCAUAAUAGAUUCAAUCUCUAAGACCUUGAUCUGUGGUGAUAUUGGAAAGGGAGCAAUGGAAGAGACAAAUAACAUAUCAACUAUUGUCUAUCAACAAUUAGUCUCUAAGACUUGA
This is a messenger RNA of Paramecium tetraurelia, 591 nucleotides long. RefSeq lists its product as uncharacterized. The record is from RefSeq and is a predicted model, not a curated record. Gene Ontology annotation, biological process: coenzyme A biosynthetic process. The transcript has a single exon. Lineage: Eukaryota; Ciliophora; Oligohymenophorea; Peniculida; Parameciidae. Gene Ontology annotation, molecular function: FMN binding; phosphopantothenoylcysteine decarboxylase activity. Gene Ontology annotation, cellular component: phosphopantothenoylcysteine decarboxylase complex.